AGGCACCUGUAUACAGGAAAUCAAAGAGAUAAAAUCUUCUCUCUCUCCUUCAUUCAUCAUUCCAAAAGCAAAAGCAAAAGUGUGAAUUAAAGGGCGAAACCCAGACAAACAAGGCUGCAAGAGAUAAUACUCCACUAAUAAAGAGCAGAAAUUAAGAGUGAAGAAGCUUUUCUUGUGCGGCGGAGGAGCAAUGAUGCAGACGCAGAGGACCCUUGAAAACCAGCAAUCGAUGCAGUCGGGCCAGAUUUCCGGGAGCCUCAGCUUCAACGGCGCUCUCACCAAGGAAGACGAGGAGAUGUCCAAAUCCGCUCUCUCCACUUUCCGGGCCAAGGAGGAGGAAAUCGAGAAGAAGAAGAUGGAGGUUAAGGAGAAAGUUCAAGCUCAGCUCGGCAGAAUUGAAGAAGAAACCAAGCGUUUGGCCGUCAUCCGUGAGGAAUUAGAUGCCCUCUCAGAUCCAAUGAAGAAGGAAGUCUCCUUUGUUCGCAAGAAAAUUGAUUCUGUGAACAAAGAAUUAAAGCCGUUGGGCCAGACUUGCCAGAAGAAGGAAAGGGAAUACAAAGAAGCUCUAGAAGCGUUCAACGAUAAGAACAAAGAGAAAGUACAACUAAUCACUAAAUUGAUGGAGCUGGUGAGUGAAAGCGAGCGGAUGAGGCUGAAGAAGCUGGAGGAGCUGAGCAAGAACAUAGAAACGAUACGCAUUGCCUAAUGCUGGUUGACCCCUCUCAUCUCUGAUUUGGAUCUUGUGUGAUGUAUUUAAGAUAAAAGUCAUUUCCUAUUUAAUAUAUUUUGGUGUUUCUUGGGUUUGGUUGUAUUCUAAGUUUUUUAAAAUAUUGUUUGUUGAGUUAGCUGUUGAUGGAAGGUGUUCUAAUUUUAGGAAGGGUAACUCCUUAAACAGGUUUGUAACUAAAACAGGUCUGAAAAACUAUGUAUUCAUCUAAGUUCUUUUCUCUC
Messenger RNA from Salvia hispanica, 951 nucleotides. RefSeq lists its product as uncharacterized. Lineage: Eukaryota; Viridiplantae; Streptophyta; Magnoliopsida; Lamiales; Lamiaceae. The record is from RefSeq and is a predicted model, not a curated record.